Echinops telfairi (small Madagascar hedgehog) is the source of this 2740-nucleotide messenger RNA. RefSeq names its product trichoplein keratin filament binding (gene TCHP). Gene Ontology annotation, biological process: apoptotic process. The transcript has 13 exons. The coding region runs from base 84 to 1571 and encodes 495 amino acids. Gene Ontology annotation, cellular component: keratin filament. The record is from RefSeq and is a predicted model, not a curated record. Lineage: Eukaryota; Metazoa; Chordata; Mammalia; Afrosoricida; Tenrecidae.
GCCGCGCCGCCUGCCACGGGAUUGCCCGCCUUGCAGAACUUUGGACUGGGAGUCUCUCGGGAAACCCCGGAACCCAGAGAAACAUGGCUCUGCCCUCCUACUGGUGCAGCCGGCGGCUCCUGGGUGAGCAGCUAGCCAGGCAGCGAGAGCAGGAAGCCCGGCUCCGGCAGCAGUGGGACCAGAACCGCCGCUACUUCCAGCUGUCUGACAUCUGCACCUCCAAGCAGGCCGAGUGGAGCUCCCAGACCUCCUACCAGCGGAGCAUGCAUGCCUAUCAGCGGGAGAAGCUGCAGGAGGAGAAGAGGCGGAGCCUGGAGGCCCGACGCGAGAGGCUCCGGCAGCUGGUCCUGGAGGAGCAGGAGCUGCUGGCCCAGGAGCUGGAGAAACUGAGGCUGAGCAUGAACCUGCGGGAGCAGAGAAUCCAGGAGCGGCACAGGGACCUGAAGUCGGCCAGAGAGGAGCAGAGGAAGCUGAUUGCUGAGCAGCUUCUAUAUGAACACUGGAAACAGAACCAGCCUAAACUGCGAGAGAUUGAGCUGGACCUUCACAAGAAGCACGUGAUCGACUCCUGGGAGACCCAGAGAGAAGAAAAAAAACAGCAAGAAGCCAGAGCAGAGGAAGAGGAAGCGCGGUUUGAGAACGAGUAUGAGCUGGCGAGGAGGGAGGCGAUGGAAAGGCUGAGAGCGGAGGAGGAGCGGAGGCAGCGGGAGAAGGAGCGGCAGGCUGAGGCACUACGGCAGCAGAUGGAGGAGCUGAAGGCGAAGGAGGUGGAGGCGGGCGAGCUGAAGAAGGAGCAGGAGCACCUGCUGAGGCAGCGCUGGGAGCUGGAGAAGCUGGAGGAGGACAGGAUGCAGAGGGCAGCCUCGAGGCAGAAGGCGGAGCUGGGGCGCUUCCUGAGGCAUCAGUAUAACUUGCAGCUCAGCAGACGUGCCCAGCAGGUCCGCGAGGAGCUGGAGGCAGACCAGCGGAUCCUGCAGGCGCUCCUGGAGAAGGAAGACGAGAGCCAGCGGGUGCACCUGGCUCGACGUGAGCAGGCCCAGGCCGACGUGGCCUGGAUGAAGCAGGUGCUUGAGAAGCAGCUGCAGCUGGAGAAGGAGCGGGAGGCAGAGCUGCAGGUGCUGCUGAGGGAUGAGGCCAAGGAAGUGUGGGAGAAGCGAGAGGCAGAGUGGGCCCGAGAGAGGAGCGCACGCGACCGGCUGAUGAGCGAGGUUCUGGCGGGGAGACAGCAACAGAUCCGAGAAAAGAUGGACCAGAACCGGCGUGCCCAAGAGGAGUCCUUGAAGCAGCGGGAGCAGCUCAUCUGCCAGCUGGAGGCGGUGAGGGAGCAGGGGCAGUGCGAGAGAGAGGAGAACGAGGCGCUCCGGGUGGCGUGGACGCAGGAGCUGGGAGCCCAGGUGGCAGAGCGGCAGCUGCAGGCGCAGGACGAGGACCAGCAGGAAAAGUUGAUGGAGCAGGAGACCAGGCGGGCGGAGCAGCUCAACAAUGCCCUCCUCCAGCAGGAGGCCCAGAUGCUGGCCCGGCAGGGCUACCGGCCCAAGGCUUACGGACACCCCAAGAUCGCCUGGAACUGACUCCGUGUAUUUCAUCAGCACAGGGGUGCGUGUGUCGGGGUUCGAGGUGUGUAGCAGCCAAGGCAGGUGUACGAUACUUGGUGAUGGCCACUGCACCCCCUCAGGGCUGUGAGCCCUCAGCCAUGACUGGCCAGACCCUGAGGUGCUGAGCCUCCUUGGGAGCACCCUUCAGAGGCCCUUGCCUGCCUCUUGUGUCCGAGGAAGCCCAUUUGAUGGCGUCCACAGCUGCAGCCCCUUGACGCGAGCUUCUGUCCUCCGUACUAAGAGUGAGCUGUCCUGUUCCGUGGCAGGGCCUGUCCUUUCGUCUUUCCUUGUGCUGUCAGCCUCCUGCGAGAGCCUAGCUAGAGACGUGAGGCAGUCCUUCAGGACUGAAAACUGAUGUAAGGAGUCUCUCUCACGAGCAAGCAAGGAGUGGGUCCGGGUGCCUUUACACAGGGCUCUUGGAGGAGCGCAUCCGUCCUGUUUUGCGAAAGAAGAGUGAUUAGCCAGUGGUCACUCCGAUGGAUGCUCUGUGGGAAGGUAUGGUGUGGGGGACAACACUGGGGCGGCACUGCAGUGGAACGCCAAGCGUGGGGUUGGCACCUGGUGGCUUAAUCCUUCAAAGGCAGCCCCCUCCAGACCCCGCCCCCUGCCUCGGGGAGGGCCUUCCACAGCUUUCCAGGAUGUCCAGGCCCUGAAGGAGGUGCCUCAAGCCGGACGGCAGAUCUGAAGGCCACAGAAGCUCCAAGGCCUGCACUCAUGCCCAUGACUGGCUGUGGUUCCAUGCCCUGCCCUAGGCCUCAGCUCCCAUCACGUGUUCAAGACUCCAUGUCUCAGCACAUUCUCAUCUCUGCGGCUAAUUACAGGACGCUUGGUCCAUGGUCCCUAAAGCCAGAGCUGACUAAACCCCCUCCAUCUCAGGGCUUGGGGUGGCCACACAUGUCCACUGUGCACAGAAGCAGGUGUGGCUCUGGGUUGUCGCGGGAGCUAUGGCUCCCGCCCGUCAGGAGAUGGGAGCUGUGCUCCGACUCCGAAAACCACUGGCCAUCUUACAGGCGGAAGCUUCAGAAAGACCACGAGAGUCCAUGGUCUUCCAUCCUGUUUUGGAGAACUUUGUGAAGCCCCUGGUACUGUCUGUGUCUCCUAACCAGUGUGAGCAGAAUGUCUAAUAAAUGACAUGCAAAUACUGA